AUGGAGAGCUCACAUCACGCCAGGCCUGGAUCAGUGUGGGGGGGUUGGGGGUGUGUGUAUGGGGGGUACUCCUGCACAGCACCUGGGCGUUUGAUGGAAGAUCGAGGCUUUUCCACCCUACACAUGUGCGGCGUGUGUGGGCAGCGGCAGAUUACACUAAAGGUGUUCAGGCUGAAGAAUGAGGCUGAGACAGAGCAGCGAGACCAGGGGGAGGCUCGCUAA
Knipowitschia caucasica is the source of this 222-nucleotide messenger RNA. NCBI's taxonomy places the organism in Eukaryota, Metazoa, Chordata, Actinopteri, Gobiiformes, Gobiidae. The record is from the annotation of a GenBank genome assembly.